AUGGAUGAGUGAGUGGGAGGAUUCUUGGGGAAUCGGGGACCGUCGUUGGUCUCGUCGAGACGGAGAGUGAGACAAAAGAAGAAGAGACGAUGAUACGAAGAUUCUCCGAGAGAGCUUCUGUCUUCGCUAACAACUGGAUUCUCAAAUCUUCGGCGUCGCGAUUCCACGGCGAGUCCCUCGAUUCCUCCGUCUCCCCCGUUCUCAUUCCCGGCGUCCAUGUCUUCCACUGUCAGGAUGCUGUUGGAAUUGUAGCAAAACUAUCAGAUUGUAUUGCAGCCAAAGGCGGAAACAUUCUUGGCUACGAUGUUUUCGUUCCAGAGAACAAAAACGUCUUUUACUCAAGGAGCGAGUUUAUAUUUGAUCCGGUAAAAUGGCCGAGAAACCAAGUGGAUAAAGAUUUUCAAAAUAUUGCGAAAACAUUCGGUGCCAUGAACUCGGUUGUGCGUGUGCCUUCUAUAGAUCCCAAGUAUAAGAUAGCUCUUCUACUUUCAAAACAGGACCAUUGUCUUGUCGAAAUGUUGCAUAAAUGGCAGGACGGAAAACUCCCUGUGGAUAUAACCUGUGUGAUAAGUAAUCAUGAAAGAGCUUCAAACACUCAUAUUAUGCGGUUUCUUGAAAGGCAUGGCAUUCCGUAUCAUUAUGUAUCGACUACAAAAGAGAAUAAAAGAGAAGAUGAGAUCUUGGAAUUGGUCAAAGAAACUGAUUUCUUAGUUCUCGCUAGAUACAUGCAGAUUCUGUCGGGUAACUUCUUGAAAGGUUAUGGAAAGGAUGUAAUUAACAUCCACCAUGGUCUCUUGCCAUCAUUCAAGGGCGGAAAUCCAGCGAAACAGGCGUUUGAUGCAGGCGUGAAGCUAAUUGGAGCAACGAGUCACUUUGUUACAGAGGAACUUGAUUCAGGGCCUAUCAUUGAACAAAUGGUUGAGAGUGUUUCCCACCGGGACAAUCUAAGGAGCUUUGUUCAGAAAUCUGAGGACCUUGAGAAAAAAUGCCUCACAAAAGCUAUAAAAUCAUAUUGCGAACUAAGGGUAUUACCCUAUGGCACAAACAAGACUGUUGUAUUCUAAUAAAGCAAGCAAGGACUACGAUUCUCAUCUGAUUUUUUUUGUACCAACAACUCAAAAGAAGGUUAUAAUAAUUCUCUGGAAGAUUUCUGAUUCA
Eutrema salsugineum is the source of this 1158-nucleotide messenger RNA. Its product is annotated as formyltetrahydrofolate deformylase 1, mitochondrial. Gene Ontology annotation, molecular function: formyltetrahydrofolate deformylase activity. Lineage: Eukaryota; Viridiplantae; Streptophyta; Magnoliopsida; Brassicales; Brassicaceae. The coding region runs from base 90 to 1064 and encodes 324 amino acids. The transcript is spliced from 8 exons. Gene Ontology annotation, biological process: 'de novo' IMP biosynthetic process. The record is from RefSeq and is a predicted model, not a curated record.